Messenger RNA from Octopus bimaculoides (California two-spot octopus), 2840 nucleotides. RefSeq names its product ribitol-5-phosphate xylosyltransferase 1. Gene Ontology annotation, molecular function: ribitol beta-1,4-xylosyltransferase activity. The record is from RefSeq and is a predicted model, not a curated record. Gene Ontology annotation, biological process: protein O-linked glycosylation via mannose. Gene Ontology annotation, cellular component: Golgi apparatus. Lineage: Eukaryota; Metazoa; Mollusca; Cephalopoda; Octopoda; Octopodidae.
CGGGACUGGAACAGGAAAAGCUAAUUUGUUGACGGUAUCGUGAGAGAGAGAGAGAGAGAGAGGAAAGUAAAAAGCAAAGCUGAAAAGUGUGGUUGCAGUAGCAGUCGGGGUAGUUGAGUAUACUGCGAUCUCCUGUUUGGUUAGAGAUAAAUAACAGAGAGAGAGAGAAAGUGGGAGAGAAAGACAGAGUUUUUUCCAUCCAGGUCUUCCAAGUGACAUGGUGGCGGUUGCAAGACAAACCAGAGUAAUUGUGACGACGACGGCCAAGCAGUCAAAACCGUGAGAGGGAGGAUAGUAGUUGUGACUAUUUACAAUAUAUAUAUAUAUGUAUAUAUAUAUAACAACAACAAUAUAUAUAUUCAUAUAUGAUAUAUACAACAAUAAUAAUAAGCGAUUGCACGACUAAACUAUACACGGCCUACAAUACAACAUUCCCCCCUCUGACGACUUAUUACACACUUUUGGUGUAAGCAUGCAAAUGUAAGCGGAUCAUAUAAGCUUUGUAUAUUUCCUUUUUUUUUAAAGGAUUAUUUUCUUUAUUGGAGCUGCUGGGGACCUGUGUCACGGGAGUGAGGGAUACCACCACUAUCACCAGCAACAUUAGCACCAAUACCACAAUUUGGGGGUACCACUAUUACCACCAACACUUCACAACAACAUCUAACUAAACAACAUUGCUGAAAAGCAAACGUUAUCAUCAAAGAAAUCGAUAUAAUACAUACAUACAUACAUUCACACACACGUAUAUAAAUAAUGCUAAAGGUGUAUAUUGCAUUCUAUAUUUAAGUGUUGCAUGUAAAUUAUAUAUCUAGUAUACACAUUCACACACACACACACAUACUAUACAUACGUACACAGACACACAUUCAGCAAGUACCGGCAACUGCUUACGAGAUAGAUCGCUUGUUUUAAAAGAAAAAAAAAAUCCUUGCAAGGAUUCAAAAGGAAAAAUAAUUGCGUUAACAACAACAACAACAACAACAGUGAUAGUAGUCGUAGUCGUGAUGAUGCUAUAGCUUUAUAUUGGUGUCAUCUCUGAAAGAAAGAAAAAGAAAGAAAAACGUCAACGAUUUGCAUUUGUAUUUAUUGAACUGGAACCGAUAGUAUUACAAGCAUAUGUGUUAUGUGUGAAAAGAAAGAAAAAAAAAGCUGAGAGAUCAAAAACAAGCUUUCAGUGUGUCUGAAAUUAUUAUUAUUAUAGUUUAGAAAGAGGUUUAUGUGUUACAGAAGGAAGGAAGGAAUCAGUUGAGUCGGGGGACGAAUCGUAACAAAGACGGAGAAAGCCGAACAUUGCUUUUAUUUUAUUUCUUACUCAGCUUUUUAAAUCUUUUCUUUUUUUUUCAAAACCAAAAUUUCCAGGAUGUGAAUGGAGCAAAUUUAAUGUCAUAAUGAUCCAAACCUAAAUUCUAUACAGAGUAUAAAAAAAUCUUUAAUAAUUUUGGCAUCGAAAGAAACACUUGAAAGUAAAGCAGACGACACUAAUUUCGUCUGGGGAUGGCGACACUAUGAGGGUAUCGUUCAGGAAAGUUGUUUACUCUAUUCUUGGUGCUUACUUCCUACUUACGUGUUACACGGGAUAUUUACUUGUGAGGAGGAGACUGGCACGAAGUCGAGAAGAUUACGCCAGGGUUCAACAGUUGGCAGAUAUUUUACGUGAUGAUCCUGAAUGGAACCCAUGGGGGGAAGAAUUUGAAAAUGGGGAAGAAGCACGGUAUGAAGCCCCCCAAUGGAAAGUAGAAAACCCAGUUGUAAAAAGUAAUAAAACAAAUAACAAUUCUCAGGAAUUUGUUGUAGAAAUCUGGGGCAAAGCUGCUAUAGGAUUAUACUUGUGGGAGCAUAUUUUGAAUGGACAUCUCGAACGUAAGCUUGGUGGUAUGUGGAGCUAUGGUAUGAAGAAAAUCAACAAUAUUCGAUUCAAAUUCCGAACUGGUCCAGGAGUGAUUCCAAGUAAAGUCCCAAAAAGUACUGAAAAUGUGAUACUUGUCUUAAAUGGACGUGAACCCUCCAAAAUAGAUUUUGCCAAGUUAUGGCUUGAUUUCCUUCCAACGUUAACAAAUUUAAAAAAUGUGGCUGUGAUUUUAUUGGGCAAUGAACAAUGUAAUAAUGAAUGGAUUAAAUCUUACAUGCAGCUCCGUGGUGGGCCUGUUAAGUUUGUCUUCUUGGUCUAUGACAGUCCAGAUAUUGAUGAUCAAAAUUUCUAUCAGUGGCCUUUAGGAGUUGCAACGUAUCGUGAUUUUCCAAAGGUUGACAGUGCUCAUCUUCCAGUUGAAACACACCGCAAAUACUUAUGUAACUUUCUAGGCACAAUUUAUUCAAAUUCCUCAAGAGAAACAUUAAUUGAAACUUUAAAGUCCAGCCAACAUGGAAAACAAUGUUAUUACAGAGUCCGUCAUGAGUGGAGCCCUAAAGAAACUGAAGAUUCUCGUGACGAUUACCUGCGGUCUCUAGCCCAAAGUGAUUUGACACUUAGUCCUGUUGGAGUAAAUACUGAGUGCUACAGAAUAUAUGAAGCAUUAUCUUAUGGAUCUCUUCCAGUUGUCGAAGAUGUAAUGACCUCUGGAAACUGCGGCCAUUCAGUUUCGUCCAAAAAUAUUCCUCUACGGCUGCUAAAAGAAAGCAAAGCACCUUUUAUCUAUGUUAAACACUGGAGUGAGUUGCCUGCUCUUUUAGAAAAAGAGGCAGCAAUGAGCCAAGUACAGAAAGCAAAUCGUCGAAGGCAUUUCAUUCAAUGGUAUGAAGAUUUUAAAUCAAAAAUGAGAGAUGUUUUAGUUCGGACGUUACAAGAAAAAUUUUUUUAUAAUAAAAUAAAUAAAAUUCAAUAAUAUAUACACCUGUUUUAA